CGUCAUCCUUGUGUUUUCUAAAACGGCAUUUCCUCUUCGCUUUUUGUAACAUCCAGCUCGUCUCCAGUUGGCCCCUGAAAUUCCACACCCUAAUUUGUUUCUUUAGGGUUUAUUUUUUCAAGAUCCAAAAAUCCAUUUUUUUUCUUGUUAUUUAGAGAAUCUGAAUCGAAAUCAAGUUCAUAAAACAUCUGAAAAACAAUUGUUUUGGAUUCAAUUAUUCCAGAUAUUUUAGAUUCCUUUAAAGUUUGAUCCGACGUUGGUUAUCAGAUGGCGGAUCAACAAGAAGAAGAGGAUCUUAGAAUGGCUCUACGGAUGAGCAUGCAAAACUCGCCGCCAGAGCCGAAGAGGAGCAAGCCGAGAGAAGCCGCGAACUUAGCGACGACGACGCCGGAAGAGAGUCGCCGGUUGCAGCGUGAACUAAUGGCAGCUGCAGCUGAGAAACGGAUGCUGGCGACGGGAAAAAGCGUUCCGGCUUCUGGUUCCCCUUUGAAAAGCGAUAGUGGCGGAGAUAUAGGAACCAAAGAGAUGGAAAUAAAAGCCAAAGAAGUGAAAUUGGGUAAUGAAUUGUCGGAGAAAGAAGCUUAUCAGUUAUUUUUUAUGGUUUUUGGAAAUGGUGUUUCGAAGGAUAUACUUGCUCAGUGGAGCAACCAGGGUAUAAGGUUUAGCCCUGAUCCAGAAACUUCUAUGAUCCUAGUGCAGCAUGAAGGUGGGCCCUGUGGUGUCUUAGCAGCCAUACAAGCAUUUGUUCUCAAACAUCUUCUUUUCUGUCCGGAUGACUUGGUUAAAGCUGCCCAAAGUACACCACAGAAUUCAACUCCCAGGAGAUUAUCCAAAAAUCAAUAUGUUGCAUCAAAUAAUUUUGCUGCUUUUACUGAAAAUGCAAAAGCAAGAGCCUUAGUUAAAAGUAUGGGUGAGAUAUUGUUUUUAUGUGGAAAUAAUAAAAGAGCUGUGAUUGCAACUUUGAGUUCUAUUGGUGAUGGUGUUGAAGAAUCUGAAGACAGUCUAACGGAUGUUAUCAUUGCACAAGCACUUGAAGGUCUUUCAAUUGAAUCGGCUUCUGAUUUGCAUGAAGUUUUAAGAGUUGAGACAUACACAACCCCAGCAAGUGCCUAUAAGAGGCUUGAAGCAAUUAUUCCUGUUUUUCAAAGUCGCAUGGGAGCAUUGCUUUUCCUUAUCUCUGCCUUACUUUCUCGAGGAUUGGACUGUGUUCAAGCUGACCGGGAUGAUCCCAGCCUUCCUCUAGUAACUGCACCUUUUGGGCAUGCUUCUCAGGAAAUUGUGAACCUAUUGCUCUGUGGGCAAGCUGUUCCGAAUGUAUUUGACGGAAGGAUGGAUUUAGGAGGUGGCAUGUUUUUGAAGGGUGUAUCUACAAAUGUGGAAGUCGGAUUCCUCACUCUUCUAGAAUCCCUUAAUUUCUGUAAGGUUGGCCAAAAUCUAAAAUGCCCAAAAUGGCCGAUAUGGGUUGUCGGGAGUGAGUCACAUUAUACGGUAUUAUUUGCUCUAGAUACAGCUGUUCAAGAUGAGAAUGAACUGGAAGCAAGAGAAUCACAGAUCCGGAAAGCUUUUGAUGCCCAAGAUCAGAGUGGAGGUGGUGGGUUCAUUAGCGUUGAAGGUUUCCAUCAAGUCCUCAGAGAGACGAAUAUCAGACUUCCAUCUGAAAAACUUGAUAGCCUUUGCGGCUCGGGCUUCAUUGUGUGGAGCGAAUUCUGGCAGGUUAUCUUGGAUUUAGACAAGAGCUUGGGAGGUCUUAAGGAUUCAACUGGACAGAUGGGUCAAAAGAUAUUCGAUCUCUACCAUUUUAACGGGAUAGCAAAAUCAGAUUUGAAUGGCAGCCAAUUCAGUUCCGGAGGUGAGACUCCGAUGCAAAGACCGAGGCUGACAAAAUUGAGGGUUUCAGUACCUCCAAGGUGGACACCAGAGGAAUUCAUGGCAGACGUAGCAGUUCUUCCAUCUGGUUCUGCAGGGGCACAACCAAGUGGUAAAGACACAGAAGUGGCUAAACCCGAACCUUCUCAACAUGCACCGUUGGUGGACUGCAUAAGAACACGCUGGCCUCGUGCGGUAUGUAAUUGGGUGGGGGAUCCCCCUAGUAUAGUCUGAAAAUCUGAAUGUGUAUAUUAAUCAUAUCUGGGGAUCCUUUUAGGCCCUUUGGAUCUGGGGAGAGCAAAAUUGAGUGAGAAAGAAAAGGGCACAUAUGAUAAACCUGGUUGGUUUUUAUCAUAAAUUCAGCAAAUGAGAGAAGAGGUUAAUUUUUUUAUUAUUCAGGGUUUGUUUCAGCUUUCACCAUUCCUGUGGGUUUAUUACUUUAUUUGCUGUAGCAUUGAAAUUCUUAAUUCAAAUUUCAGAUUUUAAAUA
This is a messenger RNA of Gossypium raimondii (Peruvian cotton), 2355 nucleotides long. RefSeq lists its product as uncharacterized. The coding region runs from base 268 to 2100 and encodes 610 amino acids. The record is from RefSeq and is a predicted model, not a curated record. Gene Ontology annotation, biological process: protein K48-linked deubiquitination. The transcript is spliced from 7 exons. Lineage: Eukaryota; Viridiplantae; Streptophyta; Magnoliopsida; Malvales; Malvaceae. Gene Ontology annotation, molecular function: cysteine-type deubiquitinase activity; K48-linked deubiquitinase activity.